AUGGCGGAGCAAGAAAAUAUUUCAGAAUUGGAAAAUGUUGUUAAUCCUGAUCCAUCGACGCGUGAAGACUCAAUGGAAGGUAGGAUGGACCUUGUUCAGGCCGUAGUGGCUGAUCAAGGUUUUAUUGCAAAACUUUCUUCAGCGAUUAUGGCACAAAUGGCUCCGCAAUUGUUAAAGCAAAACUCUGCAGUGCUUCAAGGCCAAGCAGAUGUUCAAAAUCCUGGAGUAUCUCAAGAUCAAACGGGUACACAAAAUCAGACUCUUCCCGGAGUAUCAUACGAUCAAACGGGUUCAAAAGAGCAAUCAAAUCCCACCGUAUCAUACGAUAGGUCGGGUACAGCUACUAAGCGAGGGCGUAUGCCUGUAAUACGGCUAGACGACGAUGAUGACCAUGUGCCAGCCAAGCGAGUUCGAACCUCGGACAAUGUCAAUUUUGACGAUGAUGUUAAUUAUGAGUUGGAGGAGUUAGAAACAGAGAACAUUCUCUCUCCAAACUCUCGAUGGGAAGCUAGUGCGACUUUAUCGCAGUUUCUCGAAACAGCUGUAAAACGGUUAAAUAAAUUUGAGAGAAAAACCUUGGUCAAAACUUACCCAAGACCAAACGUGGACGCUGUGUACACGCCAGCGAUGGAUGAAUACUUAAAGCCUUUCAUCCAAGGAGUAGCAACACCUGAUAAACCACAUAAAGAUUUACAGGAUAGUGUUCUAGAUGUAUUUGGUCCUCUGUGUACAGCAUAUGAAAAUUUGUUAUCCAUGGAAAGCACCAUGACAUCUGAUGGGGUGGUUGAACUGGAUGCUACUGGUGUCCGUAGCUUCCAGGAGUGUCUCAAACAUGCAUUGCUGUUAACUGGAGAUGUAGUUGCUUGA
Molecule: messenger RNA, 867 nt
Organism: Paramuricea clavata
Lineage: Eukaryota; Metazoa; Cnidaria; Anthozoa; Malacalcyonacea; Plexauridae
Source: the annotation of a GenBank genome assembly